This is a messenger RNA of Penicillium olsonii, 1692 nucleotides long. NCBI's taxonomy places the organism in Eukaryota, Fungi, Ascomycota, Eurotiomycetes, Eurotiales, Aspergillaceae. The record is from the annotation of a GenBank genome assembly.
AUGGAGAGACGAACGGGCGCACCCGUAACGGACACGUCGGAUACACAAUCAGUUGAACGCAAACGCACUCGCCGCUGGCACCACCGCGGCUUCACGGGCUGCUCGACCUGUCGCCGCCGCCAUGUCCGCUGCGACGAGGCCUCCCCCGCCUGCAAUAACUGUGUGCGACUCGGUCGCGAAUGCGAUGGAGCGCAGGGUCAAAUGACAUUCAAAGUCUACGGGCCUUCACAGACACCCGAUUUUGCGCCCGAGUCCUCGAAGGCACCGAAGAGACGGCAGAGAAAAGCGGCGUCGAAUCCAGAUUCCACAGAGACAGCGGUAGUCCCGGCCGUUCAAAAGGAAGAAGUGGGAGAGCGCACGCAGGCCGUGUCCCCCACUGCGUUGGUACAGCCGGCACUUCAAUUUCGUUUCCAGGACCCUGUUACGCCGGCCAGUGUGGCGAGGUCGAUCCAGCGCACCGACGAGCGUUACUUUGCGCACUUCAUUGAUCAGGUCUCGACACUUCUGAUUAUCUACGACAGUCCCGAUAAUGCCAAUCCCUACCGCACAUUAUUUCCGGAAUUCGCCAAGUCCUCCCCGACAAUGGUGAAUGCGAUGCAGGCGUUGGGCGCGUUACAUCUAGCGAAUACGUCGGAUGGGUCACAACGCGAUAAGCAUUCCCAGACAGCGAUGGGAAAAUACGGUCUGGUGGUCAGGGGAUUUCGCGCACGAUAUGCAGAUCCCAGCCAACAACUCGGGUUGACGGAUUUCGCAACUUGUCUGCUGCUAUGUCUCUUCGAGAUGAUGGAUUCCCAGCAUCAAAAUUGGGCAGUACAUCUCAAAGGCGCUCGCGAAAUCUACAACACUCUCUUCUACCCUCAUACCGGAAACUCGGCACGGGAAGUGCAACGCUGUGCUGAAACAAAUCACCCGCUCCGGCCAUUCCUCGUAUCUUUGCUCUCCUAUCUCGAUGUGGCCGGUGCAUGCGCGACCCCGGGAGGCACUGUCGUGGAGGGCAGUUACUGGAAGACCAUGGGUGGGGGAUGGGAGUAUAAUCUUGGGACUCCAAGCUUAUCCACUACCCCCGACAAUCCACUCUUAAUCGAGCUGCGUGAAGCAUGGUCCAGCUUGAUGGAAGUCCAAACGACAAUCAGCACUUUCGCAUCCGAUAAAAAGACGUGGAUGACCAUGGACCAGUCAGACAUGACUUACAAGGAGAUUUUCAACCAACUGGUCGUGUGGCGUGCAAUGGCUCCGCCUAGCUUGCAGCUGCUCUCGGAUCUGGACGACGAGAGCCUCGCUCAUUACCCCUACCCCGAAGUUCUCGAAUAUGCGGGCUGUAUUGAGGCAUACGAGAAGGCGACCUUCGUUCACUUGCUUCAGGUCGCUGGAGCCGGGCGUGUCGGCUGGAUAACUGACUGGACAUACAUGGACAUGCUUGUCAGUCGGAUUCUCUUGUUGAUUUGUAACUUGUCCAAGGGGAUCGGCCAGCUGGCUGUCCUGUGGCCGCUUUUCAUCGCUGGGCAAGAAACGCGAAGUGAAACCGAACAAAAAUACAUUCGCCAGACCAUGGAGGAGUUGAAACGAUUUGGCUUCAAGAAUGUUGAUAAAGCACUAGAGCUUUUAGAAGGCGUCUGGUUCAAGCGACGCUCUUUCCCUGGUGGAUGGAUUCAGACAUUGGAAGAAGUCCAAACAAACAUCUUGCUUCCCUGA